Messenger RNA from Numida meleagris (helmeted guineafowl), 1252 nucleotides. It is a transcript of the gene CCDC69, whose product is annotated as coiled-coil domain containing 69. The record is from RefSeq and is a predicted model, not a curated record. The transcript is spliced from 9 exons. NCBI's taxonomy places the organism in Eukaryota, Metazoa, Chordata, Aves, Galliformes, Numididae. The coding region runs from base 241 to 1143 and encodes 300 amino acids. Gene Ontology annotation, molecular function: microtubule binding. Gene Ontology annotation, cellular component: cytoplasm; nucleus.
CUGCUGGGGUGCAGAGCACCCUCUCCCGGCGCCGCCUGCGAGCAGCCACGGCGAUUCGGGACUUUAUUAAUUAAUUUUUUUUUUUUUUUUCCUUCUGCCUUCCCAGCUGGGCCGGCUCGUCCCGGCCCGACCCGUCCCGUCCCGUCCCCUCCGGUGCCGCCGCUCCUCGGAAGCUGCCGCCCACCCGUCGGGGGAUGAUGGCGCGCCCCGCGCCCGGCGCCUGAGCGCCUCGGGGGCUCCAUGGGCGGCUCCGGCAGCGCCCUGCGCUGCUGCCCCGCCGGCGGCAAGAGGCAGCAGAAAGCCCAGCAACAGCAGGCACCACCUGGCCAGGAGCUCAGCGCCUGGAGGACAGAGAACGCCAAUGGAGCCGGGAAGGAGCUGGCAGCACUGGGGGAGGAGCACGGUGCGGAGGCUGUGAAACUGCUCCAAGGACAUGAGGAGGAGGAGAGGCUUCGAGGAGCCCGGGGAGCAGAGGAUGAGGGACCGCGAUGUGUCAGCUCCCAGGAAGAAAAGGGAAAGGACCUGGAGCUGAAGGAGAGGUUUGAUGCCCUGAGGAGAGAACAUGAGGAGACCCUGCAAGAACUCCAAAGAGUGCAUGAGCAGGAGAAGCUGCUGCUGGCAGAGUCCCACCACAGGUCCCAGGAGGCCUUACAGGAAACCAUCGCCACGCUGAAGUCCCAGCUGCAGUCUUUCCAGGACAGGAUGAAGCGAGUGGAGGAAUCGCUGCUGAGCAGGGACUACAAGAAGCACAUUGAGGAGCACGGGAGUCCCAGUCCCUUCUGGGAGCAGGAGCUGGAGAGCCUGCACUUUGUCAUCGAGAUGAAGAAUGAGCACAUCCACGGCCUGGACAAGAAGCUGCUGAACCUGGAGAGUGUGGCAGAGAGGAACCUUCUGCUGGAGGAGAAGGUGAAGACCUUGCAGCAAGAGAACGAGGACCUGCAGGUGCGCACCCAGAACCACCUGGUGAUGACGAGGCAGCUGUCGGAGGAGCUGCUGGCCACCCGUGGGGCGCUGGAGAAGGAGUCAAAGCUGCGGGAGCAGGCUCACCGUGAGAAGGAGGAGCUGCUGUACCGUGCGCUCAAUGGGGAGGAUGGUCACCCCUUCCCCAUUGCUGCUGGUGACGUGCCCCUCAUCGCCACGUAGCACACAGCCCAGGGGGUGGCACGGCCGUGAGUGUCCCCACUCUCUGGGGCUGGCCCUCGGGGUGGUCGGGUCCCUGUGGUGGCCCCGUGCAAUACAGCACUUCCUGGGA